CCACCCUUUUCUAUCACAGAGUGAUUUCAGAAUAUAACAGAUGUGCAUCACAUGGUUACUAAGUUUAUUGUGGGGAUUAUAAACUGUGACGUACAACGAAGGAAAACAACUUUAUAAAUUGCAAUUUGAGGUUAUGUUUUUUUGAUAUUUGAUAUAUAAUAAAAUGAACGUCAGUAAUGACAAUAAUGAAGAAUAUGAAGGAGCGAAGGACGUACAAGGGGGCAGCGGGAACAACUGUACAAACGAUAACACAACCUUAACAGUAUCCCAAAAGGCAAGAAUUGAGAGAAAUAGACAAACUGCAUUACUUUUAAAACAAGCUAGGCUUAUACCCCAUCCUUAUGCUAAAAUAAAUACGGCCGAUUCUGUAGAGAAGAGUGUGAUUAAGGUCCAGGGCAGUAAGUUCAUAGACACUGGUGGUGGAUUUUUACUGGAGGAGAAAGUGGGAGAUGAUGAGGAUGAUGAACCGAUCAAGCUCACAGCUGAACCAGCACCUGUCAUUGAACCAGACCGACCUAUUUGCAAAGAGUGCAAGGAAGAGUUUGAUGAUUCCUACCUCUUCCAGAACUUUGAUCAUCCAGUGUGUGAUAGCUGCAGGGACAAUGAAGAGAAGCAUCAGCUCAUUACAAAAACAGAUGCUAAGAAUGUGUAUCUGCUGAAAGACUGUGACCUGGAGAAGCGAGAUCCACCACUCAAGUUUAUCAUGAAGAAGAAUCCUCAUAACGUGCGCUGGGGAAGCAUGAAGCUGUACCUCGAACUGCAGGUGGAACGCCGUGCACUGGAGGUAUGGGGAUCAGAAGAGCAGCUCGAGGCUGAACAGGAACGGAGGGAGGAAGAACGGGCAAAAUCCAAAAUUAAGAAAUACAACAAGCAGCUGAAAGCUUUGCGUAUGUCAGUACGAAGCAGUCUCUAUGAUCGCACUAAUAAAUCAUCACACGAGCAUCAGUUUGGACCAGAGACUUACAACAAAGCUGAUGAUACAUACACUCAUACGUGCAUUACUUGUGACUAUGCAGAAACAUAUGAGAAGAUGUGAGGGGCAGUUGAUUGGAUCAGAUGUUAUGCUGUGAGUUUACAGGGAAUGAACACGAAGAUGCAGUCAUUGUGUGAUGUCAGCUCCACACAGUGAAUGAGAUACUCUGUUAUUUACAGAUGAGUAGGGCUUGAGUACAGGAGCAUCUGCAUAGUUCAGUGUUUUUUUUUUUUCGUUUUCUGCUGGUGGUGGUAGUGCUUUAGCCCUCCUCCAUAAAUGAUGAAUAUUUUAAGCAAAGCAUAAAUGUAGAAAACUCGAUGUUAUAAAAAUAAAAGCAUUUGUUGUGAUAAA
Messenger RNA from Cryptotermes secundus, 1324 nucleotides. It is a transcript of the gene Xpac, whose product is annotated as DNA repair protein complementing XP-A cells homolog. Gene Ontology annotation, biological process: base-excision repair; nucleotide-excision repair involved in interstrand cross-link repair; nucleotide-excision repair, DNA damage recognition. The record is from RefSeq and is a predicted model, not a curated record. The coding region runs from base 164 to 1036 and encodes 290 amino acids. NCBI's taxonomy places the organism in Eukaryota, Metazoa, Arthropoda, Insecta, Blattodea, Kalotermitidae. Gene Ontology annotation, cellular component: nucleotide-excision repair factor 1 complex. The transcript has 6 exons. Gene Ontology annotation, molecular function: damaged DNA binding.